This is a messenger RNA of Emiliania huxleyi CCMP1516, 576 nucleotides long. RefSeq lists its product as hypothetical. Gene Ontology annotation, molecular function: DNA-directed DNA polymerase activity; DNA binding. The coding region runs from base 1 to 576 and encodes 191 amino acids. The transcript is spliced from 2 exons. Gene Ontology annotation, cellular component: nucleus. Gene Ontology annotation, biological process: double-strand break repair via nonhomologous end joining. The record is from RefSeq and is a predicted model, not a curated record. Lineage: Eukaryota; Haptophyta; Isochrysidales; Noelaerhabdaceae.
AUGGGCCCGCGGUCGAGCGCCGAGUCGUCGAGCGCCGAGUCGGAGUCGAGCGACCCGCUCUCGCGGGACGACUACACUCGGGUCAUCGAGCUGCUGCUGCCCGCAUCGGGCUACCUCGUGCACGAGCUGACCGGCAUGGGCGGCUUCGGCAACCCGGACGGCACGCACACCACGCACAUGGGCAUCGUGCGGCUCGGGCCAGACACGCAGCACCGCCGCAUCGACAUCAAGGUCUAUCCCUCCGCCACCAUCUCCGCCGCCAUCAUCCACUUUACCGGCAGCGCGCAGUUCAACCGCUUCCUCUCGCGCGCCGCGCGCGAGCUCGGCUACUACCUCUCCUCGGACGGCCUCUUCAAGCUGCCUCCAAACCACCCCACGCGGGCGCCCCGCCCGCCCAACCUCGCGCCGCUGCGCUGUCCCGAGGAGCGCGACAUCUUCGACCAGCUGGGCCUGCUCUACGUCGAGCCGACGCGGCGCAAGGACAAGUCGGACGUGCUCCUGCCGGAUGGCACGCCCUUCUGGAGCACGAAGGCCGGCGCGGCCGCUAGAGCGGCAGCCAAUCCCGCGCUGAGGUGA